AUGCGUGUGUUCUGCAGAGAGAAGACGCCGUUCCACCACGUCAGGUCUACACUGCUCUACACUGGAAGUCUCCUGAGCCGGACUCUGUCUGAGGGGAGCGAAGCCUUCCAAAUCACCAGUAUAUCCUCUGAGGAGCUAGGAGAGAUCCGGCAGGCGUUCCGGGUGCUGGACCGGGAUGGGAACGGGUUCAUCUCUAAGCAGGAGCUGGGCAUGGCUAUGAGAUCCCUGGGAUACAUGCCCAGCGAGGUGGAGCUGGCCAUCAUCAUGCAGAGACUGGACAUGGACGGUGAUGGCCAGGUGGACUUUGAAGAGUUUGUGACGAUACUGGGACCCAAACUUCUGUCGUCUGAGACCAGAGAAGGUUUCCGAGGAAGCACCAUCGAUAACAUCUUCUGGCAGUUUGACAUGCAGCAGAUGUCUCUUGACGAGCUGAAGCAGGUUCUGUUCCAUGCGUUCCAAGACCACCUGACAAUGAAGGAUAUCGAGAACAUCAUCAUCAACGAAGAGGAGAGCCUCAAUGAGACAGGGAACUGCCCCGAGUACGAGGGAGUCCAUCCUAAGAAGAAGAACAGACAGACGUGCGUGAGGAAGAGUCUGAUCUGUGCCUUCGCCAUGGCCUUCAUUAUCAGCGUCAUGCUCAUCGCGGCCAAUCAGAUGCUUCGGAACGGCAUGGAGUAG
Molecule: messenger RNA, 678 nt
Organism: Salvelinus namaycush (lake trout)
Lineage: Eukaryota; Metazoa; Chordata; Actinopteri; Salmoniformes; Salmonidae
Product: calcium-binding protein 8-like
Exons: 5
Coding region: 1-678 (225 amino acids)
Molecular function (GO): calcium ion binding
Source: RefSeq, a predicted model, not a curated record